CCUGAUUAGUAAACCACCGUUAGUUUGUGGUUUCAUUAUGUCCGGAUGUGCUUUGCACCAGCGUUCGCACAACUUGAUUGCAAUCUAGGCAGGUGUUUUUUAGGAAACGCAGGGUGCUGCCGCCACACAGGCUGCUUUUUGGCAGAGAGGCACAACUCUGAGAGUGUUUGAAGGCAGGCGGAGAGAAUGAAGAAUUACUGGAUGCUCUGUGGAACCCUGGCUGUCUUUUGGGGAGCUGUCCUUGGAACAGCUUAUUAUGGGCUGGAUCAAGAUGAAGAGAAGGUCCUGGUUGAUAAUAAAUGCCGGUGUGUGAAGGUGACAUCGAAAUUCGUCCCUUCCAAAGACAACCCACAAGAGGAAGUACUGGAGAGAAACAUUCGCAUCAUAGUUCCCCUGAUGACCAGAGAAAACAUCUCUGACCCCACCUCACCAGUGAGAACCAGAUUUGUCUACAACUUCUCCAAGCUCUGUAAUAAAUGUGCUGCAACAGAUGACGAAGCCACAAACGACCACCCUGCGCCUGGGGAGAGCAGUAUGUGCAACGACCCCGACCAACCCUGCUACACCUACGACAGGAAUAAGUGCUACACGGCCUCGUGCCUGUUCUCGAACGGUGGGAAGACCGAGGUCAUCCAGACAGCCUUGACUCCUGAAUCCUGCUAUGCCGAUUAGAUCAUAGAGCUGAAUCAUCAUGCAGGGCAUGGUGGGGCAGAUCUAUGCCACCACAGAAACUUAUGUCGGCUUCAUAGUACCAGUUACAGCUUCCCUCAAGGGAUCCUGGGAACUGUAGUUCGGUGAGGGUUCACUGUUAGGGAUCCUUUGGGGUGGAGAAAUUCGAUAGGGUUCUCACCUAAAGGCAACCCCCCCCCAAUUCACAUUUUCCAUAAUGUGAACCGAAAAAAGCUCCCCUUCAAAAUUUGCACGCCUCCAAAUCACGCAGUGCAGUUCACCAGCCAAAUGACGCGUACAAAAACACACGUCCUGUGCUAAAAUCUACAUAUAAAUGUACGUUUUAGUGAAAAUAGCAUUAUGUUUGGGAAAUUGCUUUUGAGAAACUGGAUUCAAGAGUAACUGGAUUAAAAGAAAACAUAUGCGGCAGGAGGACUUCACUCAAAAAUUCCAAUGAGCUUUCAUGAGGAUUCUUUUUUAAAAUUGCAAACUGAUGCGGAAUUGUGCAGAAAUGAAUUUCAGAUUAGAAAAAGGAGAAUUGGAGAAGACAAAAAUGGACACAUUUGUCCACCCCUAGGGAUUCCGAAUGCCCCUCACAGAAGUACAGGCCUCUUGGUUGAGGGAAAUAACCGUAUGAAGUCUGUGGUGUAGAGACAUACCCACAUUGCCCUGCAUGCUUGAAAUUUAAAAUAUGUCUCUCUGUAUCAGCAGAAGGAUCUCUUCCUAUUUCCUCUCCAUAAUUUCUUGCAGUUUAUAGAAGUCUUUCCCCCCUAUCUGCAGCCCCUGCAUGUUGUCACAAUAAAUAUUGCCUUUCAUUGUC
Molecule: messenger RNA, 1489 nt
Organism: Zootoca vivipara (common lizard)
Lineage: Eukaryota; Metazoa; Chordata; Lepidosauria; Squamata; Lacertidae
Gene: JCHAIN
Product: joining chain of multimeric IgA and IgM
Biological process (GO): humoral immune response
Cellular component (GO): pentameric IgM immunoglobulin complex
Molecular function (GO): immunoglobulin receptor binding
Source: RefSeq, a predicted model, not a curated record